Suillus discolor is the source of this 330-nucleotide messenger RNA. RefSeq lists its product as uncharacterized. Bases 1 to 330 code for a protein of 109 amino acids. Lineage: Eukaryota; Fungi; Basidiomycota; Agaricomycetes; Boletales; Suillaceae. The transcript has a single exon. The record is from RefSeq and is a predicted model, not a curated record.
AUGGUACCUAACUUUUUUCCAACACCUACCCAUCUCCCAAUUAUCUCCUCCCGUCUCCCGUCUCCCGUCUCCCGUCUCCCGUCUCCCAUCUCCCGUCUCCCGUCUCCCGUCUCCCGUCUCCCAUCUCCUGUCUCCCGUCUCCCGUCUCCCGUCUCCCGUCUCCCGUCUCCCGUCUCCCGUCUCCCGUCUCCCGUCUCCCGUCUCCCGUCUCCCGUCUCCCGUCUCCCGUCUCCCGUCUCCCGUCUCCCGUCUCCCGUCUCCCGUCUCCUGUCUCUAUGUCCUCCCAUUCUCCCAUUUUUGAGUCCACAUUGUCUUCAGUGUCUCCUUUGA